AUGGCAGGUGUUGAGCCAGUUGACAAUGAGACCGUUGGGUUCCAGCAAAGUCAUAUUUUGAAAUUGCUUUUCCCUCAAACUAGCUUAGAUGAGGCGGUAUCUCAUCAAGCAUCCAGCUUAUUUGACAUCAACAACUUUAACCAAUUAUUUGUUGCUAGCAAAGGAGAACACAUUAUUAUUGAUAAAGUGUCAAGAUUACAUCAAUUGAUAGAGUACUCAAAUUCAGGUUCUGAUGAUGAUGGAGAUGAAGAUGAAUCCGUCACUGAACUUCUGCCAAAACAUAUGAUUACUUUAAAUGCGAACCUCAAGUUUGUAAAACUAUUAACCAAUAAACUUAUUAUCGCUGCCGAAGACCUUGUGAUAAUAAAAACAAUCAAAGAUCCUAAUGACUUGAAUGAUAUUACAGACUUGAGUCUGAAUAUGCUGAUGGUUAAAAUCGAUGAUGCAGAAGAAAUCGUUGACUUGAAGAUUCAAGAAAGCGAAGACUACGCAAUUAUUGUUGGGUCCAAUCACACCUUAUUCUCGAUAGACUUAAAUUCAGAAUCGCCAGAAGCUACUUUAUUGAAAUUUAAACACAAGGUACUAUCGGUAGAGUUUUCCACGAUAUCUUCAGAUGUUAUUUAUAUCGGGUUUGAUGAUUUUGAUAAAUCACAUAUUGUCAAAUAUAAUUUCAAAACUAGAAAAGCGAUUCAAAAAAUUGAAAAAGAUAUCGAUAUUCCUGGCUCAUUGGAACCAAUAUCAUUACUCGAAUUGAAUGAAUAUGAAUUGCUUGUAUCGUAUGAUUUGAGUGGUAAAGCUAAAGACGGUGAUCGAUUCCAGGAUAUGGCAUUAAGUAGUCCAAGAUAUACUUCUUAUGUCAUCAACUUUAAAGAUGUGAGCAAUGUCACUACUUCUCAAGUGGACGAAGAGUUAUGCUUCAAUUUGGAUGAUGCUGAACGCGACUUCAUGAACUACUCAGUGCGUCUUCGCGAUUGGGAAAUUUGUGGCAAGAAGGAUGAUUUAUUUUUAAUCACUACCAGUGUUGCUUCCUAUAUUUCAAUCUUUAAACACGACCAGAUUGUCGUUCCAAAAGACGAUGCUCUCAAGGCCUCCAUGCCAAUGGAUCCUGUUGAAUUUGAUGACUUGCUGGUUUGUGGGCUAGCUUUAGAUCUUGUGAGCUCCAACACACCAAUCACAAUUCCUAAUGUUGAGGACCCAGUUUUGGGUAAAACUAUGAGUUUGUGGUUGUUUGCCACUAAUGGGAUGUUGGCUAAAUAUGACUUCUUCGAUGUUGAUGCGAUCAAAUCAGGCAAACAGUUUACGAAUAUUGACUAUCAAUUGAAACUAUUGAAGGACCUGAGAAUGAUACAGGAAUCUGGUUCCAGAAUUGAUGCUCCAGUAGUCAGCUCUGCGCUCACUAAGGGCUCUUUGUUGUCUCCUGCUGAUGAAAAGAAUGUAGCACCAAGUGCUUUCGGAAGCGCUAACACAGGCGGUCUAUUUGGCAAAUCCACCGACAAUGGAAUCGCUAAUAAUAGUGGCAGUUUAUUUGGCAAAUCCACCGACAAUGGAAUCGCUAAUAAUAGUGGCAGUUUAUUUGGCAAAUCCGCCGACAAUGGAAUCGCUAAUAAUAGUGGCAGUUUAUUUGGCAAUAAUAGUGGCGGUCUAUUUGUCAAAUCCACCGACAAUGGAAUCGCUAAUAAUAGUGGGAGUUUAUUUGGCAAUAAUACUGGAGGCUUAUUUGGCAAAUCCACCGACAAUGGAAUUUCUAAUGAUGGUGGGAGUUUAUUUGGCAAUAAUACUGGAGGCUUAUUUGGCAAAUCCACCGACAAUGGAAUUUCUAAUGAUGGUGGCAGUUUAUUUGGCGGUAAUACUUUUGGUAAAUCCGAUGUACUUUUGCUUGGUAAUAAGGUUGAAAACCCUUUUGGUUCUAAAUCCAAUAAUACAUCAUCCAUUUUCACCGAUGCGGCUUUCAAAAGUGGCAAAAACGGUUCAAAUGCUUUAGGGUUUGGAGCAGCAGGCUUUGGCUCAAAAGCAAACGAUCACAAUCAAUCCUCUGGUUUUGGAAAAGCAGGUUUCAGCUUCGGAAAUGCAACUGAAGAUAAAAAUAAAAAAGUUGAAUCCUUAGGGUUUGGAACAGCAGGCUUUGGCUCAAAAGCAAACGAUCAAAAUCAAUCCUCUGGUUUUGGAAAAGCAGGUUUCAGCUUCGGAAAUGCGGCUUUGAUCGACCCAAGUAAACCUACCGCCCCACGCUUCUUUCCUGGUAAAUUCAAUACCAAUAAAGAACUGAGCCAUGGUACCAGGAUUGAAGACAAGGUUCUUAGUGUUCCUUCUGCAGAAUCAGCUCCUAUUGAUCAACCUACUUUGCCAAGUAAUGAAAGUGGUGAAGAGAAACCAAAAAUUGAAUUAUCAGAGGUUCAAAGUGAAAAUUUAAAACCAAAGACAAAUCCUGUCACUGAGGACAACGAGAAUAAAGUGGACGCAGAAACAGUAUUGUCCAACUCUGAGGGUGAAUCUGAACCUGAUAAUAUUGUAAAAGACGAGGACGCUGCUAAUUUAAUUGAAAACAUCACAAUCAAUAACGAGACAUCACUGAACCAUGAAGAUACUAAAGUCAUCAGUACGGGUACUUCAGAAAGAGACAUGAAUAAUGCUGACACUAAACUGGCUGAAGAACCUAACAAUGAUACUACAAAGGUCAUUAGUGAUACCCGGGAAGCCUUGCAAAUCACAGACUCUGGUAACUCUAAAACGAAAAAGACUGAGAAGCCUAAGAAAGGUCUUCUCAGUAGUGCAUAUGCCGAUACCGACAAUGAGGAAGAGGAAGAAGGAGAAGAGGAAAAGGAGAAAGAAGAAGAGAGCGAAAAGAACGAAGAGGAAAAGAAAGAGAAUGAAGGGAAAGAGAAUCAGGACCUUGUGGAGGUGGAAAAAGAGUUUGAGAAAGUUGACCUUGGGAAUACAGAUAAAAUGGUUGGAUUUGACGAAGACAAAGGAAAAAAUAGAGUCGAUAAAGAGAUUGUCGUGCAGAAAAAUUAUGUUGUUGCCUCUGUUGAAACGAUGAAACCAGAGGUGGUUGAUAAAGAGGUUGAUUGCACCAAAAAGUUUGUUGAAACUUUCAUCGAUGCACCUGUAAAGGACUACAAAAAUUCCAAUAUCUUAUCUUUUGAAUCGGAUGAGGAAUACUUGAACCAAUUCAAGAUUUCCAAGAGUGCACCAACCCAGUACGAAUUGGACAAGAUUAAAUAUCCAGAUUCGAUGAACAAGAAGUCAGAAAUUAAUCGCCAAUUACAUAAACUCUAUUAUGAUUCUGUUGCUGAGUAUCAAAUCAUUUUGAAAAACGAAGAAUCCCUCAAUGACUUUGUUAAAGACCAUUUAAUGAUCAAACAUGAUGCAAAAAGUCGUUUCACAAGCUUGAAAAAUAUUUACACCUGGAGAUUAUCGGAAGUUCCAAUCAUAACUGAUAUGAUUGACACCAAACAUGCUCGCGAAGCUGGCGACUUAUAUAAUAAGAUGGAUGGUUUGCAUCAACAAGUCAAGAAUUUCAAAUCUGGAGCAUUCAAUGAGUUCCGAUGCAAAUACGAUAAGUUUGUGAAAGAAUAUGAAAUUGUUGAAGUCAACACCAAAUUGUUGAACCCAAAGAACAAUAAUGAGGUCGGAGAAAAUAAAAGACCAAAUAUUAUUGAAAAAAGAACAUUGCCAUUGGAGUUUUCAUUGAUUCAACAAAGAGUCAAAACUAAGUUUAACAAGAUCAUCAAACUUUUCAGCGAACUUGAAAGCAAAAUUCUCAUACUCAAAUCGAAGUACGAAACUUUAUUCAACAAGAAUUUAUCGCCAAAAGCCAAAGUUGCAAUGUUCCUUAAAUUCCAAACCAUUAUCCACAAGAUUGAGAGCUCGAUCAAGCAGCAGAUGCAAGAAGUGGCAGUAUUAUUGAAGGACGUAGGAACCAUCAAACUUUAUCAAGAACAAGAUAUGGGACCUCAAGAUGCAGCAUCGGCAUCGACUUCUUCUUUAUCCUUAGCUAGCGGAGGAAGUAGCAAAAGCCGCGCGAUGGCAGUGGGAAAUGCUAUCAGUGAAUAUGAUGAAAACCAAAAAUCUAUGUCCCAAAAACUCAACAUGAAUAACUUGAAUAGUGCAAUGUCGAAGAAAGAAGAACUUUUCAGUUCUUUUAACCAAUGCUCCCCUGAAAGCUUUACUGUGAGCUACCAAUUAUGA
This is a messenger RNA of Saccharomycopsis crataegensis, 4188 nucleotides long. RefSeq lists its product as uncharacterized. Bases 1 to 4188 code for a protein of 1395 amino acids. Gene Ontology annotation, biological process: protein import into nucleus; RNA export from nucleus; telomere tethering at nuclear periphery. Gene Ontology annotation, cellular component: nuclear pore; nuclear pore cytoplasmic filaments. Gene Ontology annotation, molecular function: RNA binding; protein binding; structural constituent of nuclear pore. The record is from RefSeq and is a predicted model, not a curated record. Lineage: Eukaryota; Fungi; Ascomycota; Saccharomycetes; Ascoideales; Saccharomycopsidaceae. The transcript has a single exon.